Cynoglossus semilaevis (tongue sole) is the source of this 3122-nucleotide messenger RNA. It is a transcript of the gene ganc, whose product is annotated as glucosidase, alpha; neutral C. Gene Ontology annotation, molecular function: carbohydrate binding; alpha-1,4-glucosidase activity. The coding region runs from base 161 to 2938 and encodes 925 amino acids. NCBI's taxonomy places the organism in Eukaryota, Metazoa, Chordata, Actinopteri, Pleuronectiformes, Cynoglossidae. The transcript has 24 exons. The record is from RefSeq and is a predicted model, not a curated record. Gene Ontology annotation, biological process: carbohydrate metabolic process; N-glycan processing.
AGUUUCGAUUUGGCUCUUCAUUUUCCUGUAUGAGACGCCGGCUGCUGUCAGUGUCAGAGACAUAUACAAGGAGAUAUUAUAUAUAUAUACAGUAUAUAUUUGUACAGCAAUAUAGUUGGUGAAUGGAAAAUUACAACGUUUAAUCUGACGUCUGCUGAAAAUGGCUGAAGACGGGGGUCAAGUCGUGGUUAGUGUUGUUCCUGGUGAGGAUCAGCCCAAAGAUAGGUUCAAGAAGAGUCAAGAUGUUGCAUUUUACAGGCGACAGAUGCAAGGUCCAGAUAUUAAGCACCGAGCUCUUCUGGACACCUUGGUGCUCACAGAGAAGGGAGCACGAGUCGAACUGCAGGAGUGUGACACUCAGACAAAGCUUCUUUUGCUGAUUUCAUCUUUUAAAAAUGAUACCGUGAGAAUAUCGAUAGAUGAACUGCAGCCCAUUCGAGCGCGGUACAGAGUUCAGGAUGUGAUCACAGCAGAACCCCAGUGUGAACAGUUAAGAGUAGAGAAGCAGACCAAGGACUCUGUCACCUUCACUUGGUCGUCAGGACGUCACAAGAUCUCUGUGUGGCGUUUUCCUUUCAGACUAGAGAUCCUGUGUGAAGGUGAACAGCUGCUCACCUUUAAUUCUAAAGAAAAGCUGUGGUUUGAGGCCCUGCAGCAUCCACCCAGUGACUCAUAUCCUGGCAGUGAGGAUUCACCGUGGAAAGAAACUUUCAAAACCUUUGUGGACAUCAAAGCUAAUGGUCCCAGCAGCGUUGGUGCGGACGUCCGUCUCCAUGGCUUCAGUCACCUGUACGGUCUUCCAGAACACGCUGACAGCCUGCAGCUCAAAGACACCAGAGAUGGUGAACCCUAUCGUCUCUACAACCUGGACGUCUUUGCUUACGACCUGCACAGCCGCCUGGGUCUGUAUGGAUCCGUGCCAUUGCUGGUCGCCCACAAACCCCACAGAACUCUGGGAGUGUUCUGGUUGAACGCAUCAGAGACAUUUGUGAACAUUAAUAGCAGUGACAGCCAGGAUGACCAAACACCCCCAGUUAAGAGACGGAGGACACAGCCUCUGACAGACGUCCACUUCCUGUCAGAGAGUGGUGUCAUAGACUGCAUGGUUCUGCUGGGACCGAGUCCACAGCAGGUCUUCAGACAGUAUGCCCAACUGACGGGUACACACCCAGUAUUCAUUCUACCUCAUUCUUCUAACCAUGUGGAAGUAAGACUUUAUGUAACACUCUUUUUUCCUGCUGUGUCAGGAUUCCAGGCUCUGCCUCCUCUCUUUGCCCUGGGGUAUCACCAGUGUCGCUGGAACUACGACAGCGAGGCUGAUGUCAAGUCUGUUGAUGCUGGAUUCGAUCUUCACCACAUCCCCUACGACGUCAUCUGGUUGGACAUUGAGCACACUGAUGGGAAGCGUUACUUCACUUGGGACCAUGUUCAUUUUCCUGAUCCUGCUGGAUUGCAGCGCCACCUGGAGAAGAAGAAGAGGAAGCUGGUGGUUAUUAAUGAUCCUCACAUCAAAGCUGAUCCUGAUUGGCCGCUGUUCUGUGAGGUCAGAGACGGAGGACAUUUUGUUAAAGACAGAGGAGGAGAGAUUUACCACGGCUCAUGUUGGCCUGGGAAGUCCUGCUACCUUGACUUCAGUAAUGCUGCCACCAGAGCCUGGUACUCCAAAUGCUUUGCUCUGCAAAAGUACAAAGGUUCCACUCCAUCUUUAUUUGUGUGGAAUGACAUGAAUGAACCGUCUGUGUUUGACGGGCCGGAGCAAACCAUGCCAAAGGAUGCAGUGCAUCAUGGGGGCUGGGAGCACAGAGAACUGCACAAUCUGUAUGGUUUUUACCAGCACAUGGCCACAGUUGAAGGUUUGAUGAGUCGCUCAGGAGGCUCACUGAGACCUUUCGUUCUUUCUCGCUCCUUCUUCGCUGGCUCACAGAGGUUUGGUGCUGUAUGGACCGGUGAUAACGUGGCCAACUGGGACUAUCUGAAGAUCUCCAUUCCCAUGCUUUUGUCUCUGAGUGUGGCAGGAAUUAUGUUUUGUGGAGCCGACGUCGGUGGGUUUACUCAGGAUCCAGACCCGGAGCUGCUGGUCCGCUGGUACCAGACUGCUGCCCUGCAGCCCUUUUUUCGGGGUCACUCUGCCAAAGAGACGAACCGCAGAGAGCCGUGGCUCUUUGGAGAGGAGGUCACUGAUAGAAUACGCACUGUAAUCCAACAGAGGUACUGUCUGCUGCCAUACUGGUACACUCUGUUCUACCAGGCUCACACAUCUGCUCUGCUUCCAAUCAGACCUCUGUGGGUGCAGUUUCCAACUGAACACACCACCUUCACUGUGGACCACCAGUACAUGAUUGGAGGAGCUCUGCUGGUCUCUCCUGUCACUGACCCUGGGGUUCAGGAAGUCCAGCUCUUACUUCCUGGAUCUGCUGAGGUCUGGUAUGACGUUGAGUCUUCAAAGGCCUACAGUGGAGGGAGGAUGCUGAGCCUUCCUGUCACCCUGGACACAGUUCCUAUGUUCCAGCGUGGUGGAUCAGUGGUCUGCAGGUCAACAGGGAGUGGUUCCUGCACAGCUGAGCAGCAGCAGCUACCUCUGUCACUCACGGUGGCUCUAAACUCUCAGGGAGCUGCUGACGGUGAGUUGUACCUGGACGAUGGCCACUCAUUCAGCUACAGAGACAGAAAGUCCUUCUGUCUGCGCAGGUUCAGCCUGCUGUCAGGACGUCUGCUCUGUCGUUCUGCCACUGACGAUGGGUCCUAUCACUGUGAUACCACUGUACGCUCCGUCACCAUCCUGGGUGUAAAGCGCCGACCGUCUGCGGUGACUGUGCUAAUGUCAGAUGGCAAGGAAACUCCUGUGGACUUUGAGUUCAAACAGACAAGCUGCCAGCUCACACUGAACAGUCUGGACCUCAGGGUGACCGUGGACUGGGAGAUACAGAUCACAGGUUAACUAUGGAUCUGGGCUUUUAGGCCACAAGAGGCUCUACUGUUAAAAAUAAAACCAGAUAUUUCAUGACUGAUUUCUUCUGAUAUGUGAAUGUUGGGCAACAUGUUUUGUGACAAUUGUCAAACUGAGAAUAAUUUCAAAGACCUCCUUGAACACUGAUCAUUAAACAUGAUUUUAACAUUUUUAA